Molecule: messenger RNA, 956 nt
Organism: Canariomyces notabilis
Lineage: Eukaryota; Fungi; Ascomycota; Sordariomycetes; Sordariales; Chaetomiaceae
Product: RING/U-box
Exons: 4
Coding region: 170-535 (121 amino acids)
Biological process (GO): protein ubiquitination; ubiquitin-dependent protein catabolic process
Cellular component (GO): nucleus; cullin-RING ubiquitin ligase complex
Molecular function (GO): ubiquitin protein ligase activity; zinc ion binding; cullin family protein binding
Source: RefSeq, a predicted model, not a curated record
GAAUCCGGGUGUCCCGUCUCUUCGACAGUCGGAUGACCUUGAAGCUACUACAAGCCAGGCAACGCAGUCCCUCCGGAUACUUCAACACACAACGCUUCCGUCUGGCGACCGGUAGCCCUGCUUAAAACUCUACAUCCUCUCCGUCGUCCUAAAUCCUUCAGAUCUCACCAUGGCUGAUGUGGAGAUGACUGAUGCGCCUACCGCUGCGCCCGUGGCGAAGAAAAAGGGAGGUGCUGCCCCCGACGGAGAGGGCAAGGAGGCAAAGAAACGGUUCGAGAUCAAGAAGUGGAACGCUGUUGCCCUCUGGGCAUGGGACAUUGUUGUGGACAAUUGCGCCAUUUGCCGAAACCACAUCAUGGAUUUAUGCAUCGAGUGCCAGGCGAAUCAAGCAUCUGCAACAAGCGAGGAAUGCACUGUUGCUUGGGGGAUCUGCAAUCACGCCUUCCACUUUCAUUGCAUAUCAAGGUGGCUCAAAGCUCGCCAAGUCUGCCCUCUUGACAAUAGAGACUGGGAGUUCCAGAAGUACGGGAGAUAAGUGGGAAUGGUCGUCGGAUGAUCAACGCAUAUAUUCCAUGGCUCCUGGUCAUAGGAAAGCUCAAGAUGCACACGCCGCAGUCAUAAACCGCUUGCAAGGAAAGUCCAGGCACGGUCUUUGCAAAUGGUAUUGCGGGUCGAGUUCUCCCAUUACAAGGCCAACCUAGAUCCGGUUUAGGCGCCGAUGGAGAGCCUCUCAUAACUGAUGAAUUGACGAUAAUUCUUUCUGCAUUUGGCUCCGUACUUUCGCGUGUCCCACAACCUUGAUUUCACCCAAGAACCUUAUCAUCCACUACCAAGUUCGCCGGCGCAGAUAUCCCACCUCGAACCGGUAACCACUUGACAGGAUUUCGGUUGAAGAAGGGCCAGGGCGGAACGACGAGGACAAAAACCAAGACGGUGCCCCCAAGGCCGAGGUAAAC